AGAGGAGUCGUCGAAUGUUAAAACAGUUCCUUUCCCUUUGUUUUUGUCGAGAUUAAACAGAUUUGCGUGUAGUGAUUUGUGCGCAAUUACAGUUUUGACGUGCUAAAAUGCAUGAAAGCGAGGGUCAUGAAGCUGAAGAGUAUGUAGGACUUGCUGAUUUUAUGGCUGAAGGAGAUGAGCAGCUUAGUUUCUCAGUUGGCGAUAAACUGCUGGUCCAUGAGAGGAGUUCAGACGUGUGGUGGUGGGCUGAACUGCAGGGUAUGUUUGGUUAUGUCCCAUCCAGCUAUUUGCACAAAAGAGUGGAUGUUGAAGAUGCUUGGCAAGAUGACGAAUACUUUGGCGAUUAUGGGACAUUAAGGCUUCACCUGGAGAUGCUGUCAGAUAAACCCCGCACAGAUACAUACAGGCAGGUGAUCCUGAGUAAUAGUGCAUCCCUGAGGGGGAAGGUGGUCAUGGAUUUGGGCUGUGGGACAGGCGUUAUCAGCCUCUUCUGUGCUCUUCUAGCACAACCUGCAGCGGUGAGUCAAACAAAAUAUUUGCAGAAUGCUUUAAUAAAGCCUUCUGAAGCAAAGUGAUGUGUUUUUGUAAGA
Molecule: messenger RNA, 590 nt
Organism: Pimephales promelas (fathead minnow)
Lineage: Eukaryota; Metazoa; Chordata; Actinopteri; Cypriniformes; Leuciscidae
Source: RefSeq, a predicted model, not a curated record